Molecule: messenger RNA, 912 nt
Organism: Cydia strobilella
Lineage: Eukaryota; Metazoa; Arthropoda; Insecta; Lepidoptera; Tortricidae
Exons: 1
Coding region: 1-912 (303 amino acids)
Source: RefSeq, a predicted model, not a curated record
AUGAGGGAUAGGAACAUACCCACGGAAUUGACCAGCAUAUUCCAAUAUUGGUACGCAAAUCAGCGCAAUAGUGUACGGUGGACUAAUGCACGUUCGGACUCGUACGGGUUAGAGUGUGGCGUAAGACAGGGUGGGUUGUCUUCGCCAAAGCUCUUCAACCUGUAUGUGGACGGGCUUAUAUCGGAGUUCAGCAACACGCAUGUGGGUUGUCACGUCGACGGUGUCUGUGUAAAUAACAUCAGCUACGCAGACGACAUGGUGUUGUUGAGCCCAUCGGUGAAGGCACUGAGAAGGCUCCUGAAUAUUUGCGAGUCCUAUGCGAGCAGCCACGGAUUACAAUACAAUGUAAACAAAAGUGAAUAUAUGAUCUUUAAGGCCGCCGGUAAAAGACCAGAAAUGCCGCCACUUAAUGUGCCGGAUAUUUUCCUCAACGGCACACCAUUACAGAGGGUUUAUAGAUUUAAAUAUCUUGGGCAUUAUCUAACCGACGACCUUAAGGAUCAUUUAGAUAUCGAAAGAGAACGCAGGGCACUGGCGGUGAGGAGUAAUAUGUUGGCCCGCAGGUUUGCUCGUUGCUCGGAUCAAGUUAAGAUCACGCUUUUUAAAGCGUUCUGUCAGAGCUUCUAUACGAGCAGCCUGUGGUUCAACUGCACUCAGAAGGCGCUCAGUGCCCUGAGGGUUCAAUAUAAUAACGGCUUUCGGGCGUUGUUGAAGCUGCCCCGCUUCUGCAGUGCUUCUAAAAUGUUUGCGGAGGCACGCACAGAUGGGUUUCACGCCAUAGUGCGUAAAAGAACUGCCUCGCUAGUUAGUAGGAUGCGGAGCAGCUCUAACGGCAUUCUAAAAAUGUUUGUAGAAAAGCCUAACUCUCCCAUGCACAAACAUCUUAACAAUUUAAUGGUCAUGAGUAGCUGA